Ruditapes philippinarum (Manila clam) is the source of this 396-nucleotide messenger RNA. RefSeq lists its product as uncharacterized. NCBI's taxonomy places the organism in Eukaryota, Metazoa, Mollusca, Bivalvia, Venerida, Veneridae. The transcript has a single exon. Bases 1 to 396 code for a protein of 131 amino acids. The record is from RefSeq and is a predicted model, not a curated record.
AUGGUCAACAAUAUACGUGAAAAUACAUGUAAUACGCCACAUAACAAACAUAACAAACUUCAUGAGGCACAUUGUGAUAUUUCACGUGAUAAACCUCAUGAGGCACAUUGUGACAUUCCACAUAACAAACCUCAAGAGGCACAUUGUGAUAUUCCACGUGAUAGACCUCAAGAGGCACAUUGUGAUAUUCCACAUAACAAACCUCAAGAGGCACAUUGUGAUAUUCCACGUGAUAAACCUCAUGAGGCACAUUAUGAUAUUCCAAAUAAUAAACCUCAUGAGGCACAUUGUGAUAUUCCACGUGAUAAACAUCAUGAGGCACAUUGUGAUAUUCCACGUGAUAAACCUCGUGUCACUCCUCGUGAAUCAUCAUUUUACCAAUCGUUUGGCUUAUAA